AUGCCCCAAAAAGCAUUGAAGGUAAAACAAAAGGUGAAGGAUCCUCGUCGUGUCACCAAGAGACAAAAGAACCUUCGAAAAGGUGCUCCUUUGCAAAUUAAGUCGAAGAAGAAAUCUUUGGAACAUCUGAAGAAGUUAAAUAGGACAGCUUCUUUGACUGAAUCCACUGAGAGACUGAUUGCUAGUAAAGUGGGACAUUUGGAACUUUUGAAGGGAACGAGAAGAGAGUUGGAGAAAGGCAAAGGUAAGAAAUGA
This is a messenger RNA of Torulaspora delbrueckii, 255 nucleotides long. RefSeq lists its product as uncharacterized. The transcript has a single exon. The coding region runs from base 1 to 255 and encodes 84 amino acids. Lineage: Eukaryota; Fungi; Ascomycota; Saccharomycetes; Saccharomycetales; Saccharomycetaceae. The record is from RefSeq and is a predicted model, not a curated record.